CCCGCCCCGGCGGGAAGUGGGUGCGACGCGGCUCGGCGGGGCGCGCGGGAUGGGAACGGGGCCGCCCGGCGGCCCGCAGCCUCGGGAGCCCCGCUGACGGCGGCCGGCCGCGGCGACCGGCGCGGGAGCGACAUGUGUCUGCGCGUCGGUGGCCUGAGUGUGGAUGGCUUCCAGAAGAUGCUGAUGAAGACAGGCCUGGUGCUGGUGGUCCUGGGCCACAUGAGCUUCCUCACAGCGGCUGUGCUGCACGGCACUGUGCUGCGCUACGUGACAGCCCCACGAGACGCUGUGGCUCUGCAGUACUGCGUGGUCAACAUCCUCUCUGUCACUUCUGCCAUUGUGGUCAUCACCACGGGCAUUGCAGCUGCAGUGCUGUCCCGAUACCUCCCGAGCCACACCCUGCGCUGGGCAGUGUUUAGCUCAAGUGUGGCCUGUGCUUUUUUCUCUGUGACCUGUGCCCUUGGCCUCUUGGCCUCAAUUGCUGUGACCUUUGCCACCCAAGGCCGGGCAUUACUGGCUGCCUGUACCUUUGGGAACGCUGAACUGCUGGUGCUCACGCCUGACUGUCCCUUUGACCCCACACGCAUUUAUAGCUCCAGCCUGUGCCUCUGGGCCACCUCCCUAGUGUUCUGCGUGACGGAGAGUGUGUUUGCUGUGCGCUCUGCCCAGCUCAUGCACCAGCUGCUGGAACUGAGGCCCUGGUGGGGGAAAAGCAGCCACCCCGCAAUACAGGAGAGCCCAGAGCCUGUGGACAGCCAUGACCUGCUGAGCUGUACCAGCUUGGUGCCACUCACCCUCUGAGGAUCGUCAUACUGCCCAGCCCCUGGCCACUGCGCCCUACAACCAAUCAGCAACAAUGAUCAGUGCCCAGGUGGACAUGGAGGCCCAGGCAGGCCUAGGGCUCUUGGAGCUGGCCAAAGCGGGUUCAAUGGAUCCCUGGGCACCCAGGAGAGAUUUUCAAACUCCUUUCCCAGCCACCCAGCCCACUGCACUGAAACGAGACUUUAUUCUGAAGUUAUUAAAAAGAACAGAGAUAUGCUC
Messenger RNA from Dipodomys spectabilis (banner-tailed kangaroo rat), 1041 nucleotides. RefSeq names its product transmembrane protein 54 (gene Tmem54). The transcript has 6 exons. The record is from RefSeq and is a predicted model, not a curated record. Bases 133 to 801 code for a protein of 222 amino acids. Lineage: Eukaryota; Metazoa; Chordata; Mammalia; Rodentia; Heteromyidae.